This is a messenger RNA of Drosophila busckii, 5386 nucleotides long. RefSeq names its product protein son of sevenless (gene Sos). Gene Ontology annotation, cellular component: plasma membrane. NCBI's taxonomy places the organism in Eukaryota, Metazoa, Arthropoda, Insecta, Diptera, Drosophilidae. Gene Ontology annotation, molecular function: protein heterodimerization activity; guanyl-nucleotide exchange factor activity. The record is from RefSeq and is a predicted model, not a curated record. The transcript has 8 exons. The coding region runs from base 379 to 5109 and encodes 1576 amino acids. Gene Ontology annotation, biological process: Ras protein signal transduction; positive regulation of GTPase activity.
ACCAUGUUGGCCAAAAUUAUUAUCGACAAUCGAGUAUGAGUAGUGCUCCCCAACACUAUAAAUCGAAUGUACAGCUCACUUAACGUUGUUGUAAGCAGAAUUUGCAGAGAAAAUAUAUUGAAAAAAAAAUUGUAUGUAUAGCAUGUGAAAACAAACUAUUGUUUUUCUUCGGGUUAGAUAGUAAAUAGAAAACGCGAAGUUUAAUUGGAGUUUAAAGAACUGGCAAAAAACGCUGAAAAUGUUGCUGCCCGACGAAGACGGUUGCUGUUGACUAAUAACAAGAGUGUGUGUGUGUAUAUAUGUAUGCAUAGGUGUGUAUGUGUGAGUGAGUGUGUGUGAUUGAGAGUGUGUGCGUGUGUGUUUGUGUGGAGUGCAGAAAUGUUUUCCAGCAGUGGCAGUGGCAGCCAUGGAAUCAGCGUUGCUUCCACUGUGCAGGACACCGAUGGCUAUGAUUUUACAAAAUACGAGAAUGCACAGCGCUGGAAAGGAUUGUUUAUACCAUCACUGCGUAAGGUGCUCGAGCAGGUUAAUCCGCGCGUCACAGCCAAUGACGAAGCGCUGGCUUAUGUGGAAAAUUUAUGCGUACGACUGCUGGCCUUGUUGUGCGCCAAGCCAUUGCCACAUUCUGUGCAAGAUCUCGAAGAGAAGGUUAAAAGCUUUCCAUCGCCCAUCGAUCAGUGGGCUCUUAAGGAGGCCAACGAAGUGAUAAAUUCGAAAAAACGCAAAACGGUGUUGCCCACAGAACGUGUGCACUCACUGCUCCAAAAGGAUGUGUUACAGUACAAAAUCGAUAGCUCUGUUACGGCCUAUCUGGUGGCCAUACUCGAGUGCAUCUCCGCAGAUACGCUCAAAAUGGCCGCCGAUUAUGUGGGGAGAAUUUCGCAUUGCGAGAUAGCCAAAGAAGACAUUGAGGUGGUCAUGAUUGGCGAUGGUGUGCUUCUCGACAUGCUUAACCAAAGCGGCGAUCAGCACAAAAGCAAUGUAUUGCCCAGUCCACUGUCGCUGCCGGCGCAACGAGCCAGCGCCACCUACGAGGAGACCGUCAAGGAACUCAUCAAUGAUGAGAAACAAUAUCAGCGCGAUCUCCAUAUGAUUAUACGUGUAUUUCGCGAAGAGCUCGUCAAAAUUACGCGCGAUCCCAAGGAACUCGAACCCAUAUUUUCCAAUAUAAUGGACAUUUAUGAAGUAACGGUGACACUGCUUGGAUCGUUAGAGGACGUAAUCGAAAUGUCGCAGGAACAAAAUGCACCCUGCGUUGCCAGCUGCUUUGAGGAGCUUGCCGAGGCCGAAGAGUUCGAUGUCUACAAGAAAUACGCACAUGAUGUCACCUCCCAGGCAUCUCGUGAUGCACUCAGCAAUCUGCUGGCCAAGCCGAAUGCACUUUCCUUAAUGUCGGCUGGUCAUGGUUUUCGGGAAGCGGUCAAGUAUUAUUUGCCCAAGCUGCUAUUGGUGCCCAUUUGCCACGCCUUUGUGUAUUUUGACUACAUUAAGCAUCUCAUGGAUCUCAGUACAUCACAGGACGAUUUUGAAAGUUUUGAGCAAGUGCAAGGAUUACUACAUCCGCUGCACUGUGAUCUCGAAAAAGUUAUGGCUAAUCUGUCCAAGGAUCGCCUAGUGCCUGUAAGUGGCCGUGUGCGUCGCCAAAUGGCCAUAGAACGCACUCGUGAACUGCAGCUUAAGGUGGAGCAUUGGGAUGACAAGGAUGUAGGUCUUAACUGCAAUGAAUUUAUACGCGAGGAUUCCUUGACCAAAUUGGGCUCAGGCAAGCGCAUUUGGAGCGAGCGCAAAGUUUUUCUAUUUGAUGGUCUCAUGGUGCUGUGCAAACCGAAUACUAAGAAACAAACACCGUCGGCUGGUGCCAAUGCCUAUGAUUAUAGACAAAAAGAAAAGUUUUUUAUGCGUCGCGUUAAGAUCAAUGAUCGUGCGGAUACGGAGGAGGUGAAGCAUAGCUUUGAGCUGGCCACACCCAAUUAUCCAGCCACAGUGCUGUCAGCUAAAACGGCACAGCAUAAAAACGACUGGAUGGCUGAUCUCAUAAUGGUCAACACCAAGUCUAUGUUAGAUCGUAUACUGGACAGCAUUCUGCAGGACAUUGAACGCAAGCAUCCAUUGCGCAUGCCCAGCCCAGAGAUAUAUAAGUUUUCCGUGCCCGACAGCCCCGAAAAUAUUGUACUCGAGGAGCGCGACAGCGGUGUGGUGCCGAUGAUCAAAGGCGCCACCCUUUGCAAACUUAUCGAACGCCUAACCUAUCACAUCUAUGCGGAUCCCACAUUUGUGCGCACUUUCCUCACCACAUAUCGUUACUUUUGUUCACCACAGCAGCUGUUAACGCUGCUCAUCGAACGUUUUGAAAUACCUGAGCCGAGUUUGGUUUAUCAGGAGCAGCAGCAGCAAACAAACAGCCAUGCUGGCAUUGGCACGGACUCGGAUAAGGAUGCAGUGACUGCCACAGUGGAUAGCGAUAAGAUGUUAAAGAACUCGCAACGCGAGGAUUGGAAGCGCUAUCGCAAGGAAUUUGUGCAGCCGGUGCAAUUCCGUGUUCUGAAUGUGCUCCGACAUUGGGUCGAUCAUCAUUUUUAUGAUUUUGAGAAGGACCCCACGCUGCUGGACAGGCUGUUGCAUUUCCUCGAUAUUGUCAAUAGCAAAUCGAUGCGAAAAUGGGUGGAGUCUGUGCGCAAAAUUGUGGAUCGCAAGAACAAACAAAGCAAUAAAAAGAUCGUUUAUGCCUACGGACAUGAUCCUCCGCCUGUUGAAUACCAUUUGAGUGUGCCAGAGGAGGAGAUAACACUGCUCACACUGCAUCCAUUGGAGGUGGCACGUCAGCUCACACUGCUGGAAUUUGAGAUGUACAAAACUGUAAAACCUUCAGAGCUUGUGGGCUCAUCAUGGACAAAAAAGGAUAAAGAGCUUAAGAGUCCCAAUCUGCUCAAAAUCAUUCGACAUACAACAAAUGUGACACGCUGGAUUGAGAAGUCUAUUAUUGAGGCUGAGAACUAUGAUGAGCGUUUGGCCAUGGUACAGCGCGCCAUUGAGGUUAUGAUGGUUAUGUUGGAGUUGAACAAUUUCAAUGGCACUUUAUCGAUUGUGGCGGCCAUGGAUACAGCUUCAGUGCAUCGUUUGCGUGCUACUUUUAAUGGACUGCCCGAACGACAUCGGAAGUUUCUGGAUGAGUGUCGCGAGCUGAGCGAGGAUCAUUUAAAGAAAUAUCAAGAGCGUUUGCGCAGCAUCAAUCCGCCUUGCGUGCCAUUCUUUGGACACUAUCUCACAAACAUAUUGCAUCUGGAGGAGGGCAACUUGGAUUUGUUACCCAACACGGAGCUGAUAAACUUUUCCAAGCGACGAAAAAUGUCGGAAAUUAUUGGCGAAAUACAACAAUAUCAGAAUCAGCCGUAUUGUCUCAGCGAAGAGCCCAAAUAUCGGCACUUUUUUGAGCAACUCGAUCCGUACAAUAGUCUGUCGGAUAAGGAAAUGUCGGAUUAUUUGUUUAACGAGAGUCUGCGCAUUGAGCCCCGCGCCUGCAAGACGGUACCUAAAUUUCCUCGCAAAUGGCCGAACAUUCCGCUCAAAUCGCCAGGCAUUAAGCCGCGGCGCCAGAACCAAAUCCAAAACAGCAGCAACAAGCUGUCUAGCAAUGCACCCAACAGCAUUGAACCAGUUUCCGCAAACACAGCUGCCGUGGUGUCGCAUGCGGAGCUUGGUGACCAUAGUCCACAGCAUAAUCCGCAAGCAUUUUCCGUGUUUGCGCAUGUGCUUAUACCAGAGCGUAAUGGCAGCAACAGCUGGAGCGGCGCACCAAUGCAGCGUGCCAUAGAUAAUGGCGAGGUGGCACCGCAUUUGCCACGCAAGCCCGGAGCUCAUGUGUGGACACAAAGCGGCAAUGCACCAGCAGCAACAGCAGUCACGGAUGCAUUUAGUCCAGCGCUGUCAGAACAACAAGUGCAACUGGGCAACUGGGCGGUCAGUUUGUCUGAAAGCUAUUUGGGCACAGAUAUGUCAGACGUAUUGCCACCUUCGCCAUUGCCCAAGCUAUUGGUCAGUCCACGGCAUGAGGCAUCGCACUUUGCCCCACAGCAGACUGGCAAUCGCUCACCAUUCCAUGAACGCCAUACACAAACACAAUAUAGUCCAACGCAUAGCAUUGCCAGUACUGUGACGCUCAUUGGCGCUGGCUUUGGUGAUGUAAGUCCAACCUUGGGUGGAUUCUACUAUAAUCACGAGCAUGGGCACGGACAUGGGCAGUCUGGUGCGGUGCCUAUAUCGCCGCAUGUAAAUGUGCCCACGGCUAGCCACUUGGAGUAUAGGGCGGUGCCGCCGCCAUUGCCACCGCGACGAAAGGAACGCACCGAGAGCUGUGCUGACAUGGCGCAAAAGCGUCAAGCACCCGAUGCACCUACAUUACCUCCACGCGAUGGCGAGCUGAGUCCACCACCAAUACCGCCACGACUUAAUCAUUCCAUAGUUUCUGGCUAUGCGCGUCACAGUCACCAGCCUAAGGAGUUUGUCAGCAGAAGCAGCAGCCUGCUACUGCCCAACACCAGCAGUAUUAUGAUACGUCGCAAUUCGGCCAAGCAGCCAUCACUUGACUCAAGCUCUGCAACACACACAGCUGCGGGUGCAGGCACGCCCAGCACGACGGUGAUUAAUGUUGAGCAAUCCGCAAUGCUCGGUGAUGAGUCUCAACUGCAGCAGCAGCAGCAAUUGCAUCAGCCACCACAGUCGAUCUCGCCCGCAUUAAGCUCCUCGACGACCACAUCACCCAUGACGCCCAUAACGCCCAUGUCACCGUCCCCAUACAUUUCCAGCGCUAUCGAGAGCAGCACAUCCAACACCUACCCGCAUCAGCUACAGCAUCAAACACGUUUGAGGCCACAGCCAGCACAGCAGAUGGUUUACUCACAGCAUCAUCAUGCGCAUGGGCAUGCGCAUCAUCAUCAUCAUCCAUCACAACAUCCGAAUAGACGCUCGUCCCCCAAGGAGUUCUUUCCGCUAACAGCGAGCCAUAGCGAUGGCACACCCAAACUUCCACCAAAACCUAGUCUAAGCGCAAACUUCUACAACAAUCCAGAUAAAGGUACGAUGUUUCCUUACCCAAGUACAAACCAAGAAUAAUAUUUAUUGCCUGGCGAUGUGUGAUAGGACUAAAUGAGCAACUACGACAGCAUGUAACCAUAAAAUAUGUUUCAAAUUGAAUUGUGGCAUCAAGUGCAAGUGCAUGAAAAGAUAAAUACAAAUAAUGUAUAUGUAUAUGUUUAUGUAUGUAUUCAGGAGUUAUGGGCCCCGAGUUAAAUCUGACGAUUUUAUUAUUCGCAAACAAAAAACAAAAUGAAAUUUAUGUUAUUAUAUUAAUUAUAUUAUAAACAAUUGUAAAUAUCAAAACAACAUUGUA